Talaromyces rugulosus is the source of this 1158-nucleotide messenger RNA. RefSeq lists its product as uncharacterized. The transcript has a single exon. The coding region runs from base 1 to 1158 and encodes 385 amino acids. Lineage: Eukaryota; Fungi; Ascomycota; Eurotiomycetes; Eurotiales; Trichocomaceae. The record is from RefSeq and is a predicted model, not a curated record.
AUGGCUCCAGUGAUUGUAACCCCCGAUCUCGCAGGGGGUUAUAGCGAUCCUGUUGACAUUCUACUUGACAGCGAUGCCACCGGCACCCCUACUGCUAUUGAAGAUGUCACAAAAACUCUUGCAGCACGGUCCACCUCGUCAACAACAACAACUGGAGUAUCAUCAUCCAAAGGAGAGGGUACUAUUAGCCCUACCAGUAUCAAUAUGCAAGGAAUGUUAGCCCUGUUUGCGAUUCUCGGCGCAGCCUUUGUUGUCGCUAGCAUUUGGUUCUUCUUUUGGGCGAAGAAUGGCGGCUUUAUUUGGCGAAAAGGCGACUGGGAUGACUACAAGUCUACAGUUUUACGUCGGAAGGGCCCCGAUGGUCGAACUUUGAGUAAUGCUACAAAGAGUACCAGGCUUGGUGGUGGAACCGUACGCGGUUAUAGCGACGAUGGUGGCACUGUGACGGAUAUGACCGAGACAGCAACUACUAUCACAAACGAAAAAGCACCCCCUCGGAAAAAGAAAUUCAGGGAGACUGCGAAAGAGAAACUGCUACGGAAACGCAAGGACGAGAAGUGGGAAGGCGAGGCGGAUGAUGAUAUGCGAGCUUACCGCAGAGAGAAGGCAGCGCGAGUUGGUGGUAUCAAUGCGGAUUCCGACGGCACCUACUACGGUACUGAAUACACGCCGAGUUCGCCCCCAACAGCGUCAGCAUACACUGAAAGCGAAGCGUAUGAUCCUCACGACCGCCAUCCUCGACGCUCGCAGGAUCACACCCGCCGAGACACACGCAAUGUUUCUGGGUUCUCAUUCACAGCUGGAAAUGAAGAUGUCAUUAGUCAAUCAACGGCAGAAGAGUCUCUCAUGGGAGAUGCUAGGAAAAGUCGUCGUGAAUCCCGACGCCCCCAGCAGCAAAGCAAAGACCGUCAAUCUCGACACAACAGCCCACGCAAACGGGAGGCGCCUCGUUCUUCCAUGCCUGGCGGCUACACUGAGCCAUUGGAUCUUUCAUCUCAUGCAACUAAUUCAGCAUACCAAUAUUCUACUGUCGAAAGUGAGGAUGAUCUUGGCACAAGGUCCUAUCACCACCCUAUUCCGGGUUUGACCAAGGGCUAUCGUCGGGAUCGUGAUGGUGGCGGACGACGACGGAGGGAUAGUUUAAGCGACAGCGAGUAA